ACACCCACCAUCAGACGUGCGUUUAACAUUUCCGCAGUUCGUGCUAGAAGAGGAGGAACACCACAGUGGCCUCUGGUCGGUCGCAGCCGAACCCCGCGAUAUUAGCGUAAUGUCGAGGUUCCUGCUCGGAGCAAACACACGGAGAUGCGUGGUCUCUCAAAUAAGACGCGCGUCUGAUCAGCUUGGCGAGUUGGGCCAGGGCGCAGGCAAAGGUGGAGGCGGAGGAGGCUCCGUGAGGGCGGCUGGGGGCGCGUUUGGAAAGCGAGAAGUGGCAGAAGAGGAGCGGUACUUCAGGCAGAAGGAGAAGGAGCAGAUGGAGGCACUGAGGAAGCAUCAUGUGGAGGAGAUUGAUCACCACAAAAAGGAGAUUGAGCGCCUACAAAAGGAGAUUGACCGUCACAAGGGCAAAAUAAGAAAGCUGAACCAUGACGACUAACACUAAUUUUGCCUUCCAAUCCAUCUGAUUGCCCAGUCAAUCAAAAUCUACAUUUUGAUUUAUUUACUGCUUGUCAAGGCCGGUCCUGAAUACACGUUAUACCAAUAAAACAAUAAAACUCUUA
Molecule: messenger RNA, 560 nt
Organism: Pungitius pungitius (ninespine stickleback)
Lineage: Eukaryota; Metazoa; Chordata; Actinopteri; Perciformes; Gasterosteidae
Product: ATPase inhibitor A, mitochondrial-like
Exons: 3
Coding region: 110-436 (108 amino acids)
Biological process (GO): negative regulation of ATP-dependent activity
Cellular component (GO): mitochondrion
Molecular function (GO): ATPase inhibitor activity
Source: RefSeq, a predicted model, not a curated record